Messenger RNA from Pomacea canaliculata, 6771 nucleotides. RefSeq lists its product as uncharacterized. The record is from RefSeq and is a predicted model, not a curated record. Lineage: Eukaryota; Metazoa; Mollusca; Gastropoda; Architaenioglossa; Ampullariidae.
AAAGAGAAGGAGGACUGAUUGCAGACGACGAACUGCUUAAAUCUCUGUGAAAAGUUUAUCGUAAAGGCUUUCAGUUGAAAAAGUCACUUGCUAAAGAAUUAAAGUAAUAAUUUCUUGUAUGAAAAUAAAGUAAAUAAAAUUUUGUUACCUACGAGUUAAAUCACGUGACAACGAUAGUCAUAGCAUUAUUCAUGACAGAACAGCAAAUACGCUCGAACACUAUACGUGGAAAUGUCUGCAUUGCGUUUGGUUUCCAUCCUCUUUGAUUGCCCUGGCCGCCAGUUUAGUUUGCCAAGACGAUGUCAGAUCCCGAAGAGGGAGAAAGUUUAUAGAAAGUGGACGUGAAACAGUUUUCUGGACUGCGAAAUGAGACCGAAAGUUUUAGGAGAAGCAAGCGGUAGUGAGAUGGCACAGGAAGAGUUUGACCCCCUCUGGUUGAUGUCAGGGGUGGUUAUGUUGGUCUUAGAAGCUCGAACUCCAGAUCAUUCUGUGAAAGGCAGAACUGAGGGACCUCACUGCCCCCGUCCAAAGAAGGAAGGGCGUCAUUCUUGCUCCAAAGAAACUUUUGAGUGUCGUAGAGCAGUGGAAAUUCGGAAGCGACUCAGAAUGAUGUUGGACAAUGGGAUACCGACCUGCAUUGACAUUCUUCUCUUUCCAGCCUGCACUCAUGGGACACAGGAAGCUCAGUCUCUUGAUGGAGCAGCAAGUAGUGUUCAAGAAAACUGCAUCCUGCUGGAACGUUGGAUGAUUCAAUGUAUUCAUAAAUGGCAUGGUGAAUGGACAGAGGGCAUUGGAGGCAGUAUGCUUCUGCAGGCUGUUCGAUCUUACCUCUACUUCUCGCAGCUUAGUUCCUGGCUGUCAUCAAUGCAGGGGCAUCUGCCAGUGGUCACAGUAUGCAGAUUAUAUGCACCAGGAGAAGAGGCUAGAGUGGACUUCAAGCAGAAGCCAGACUCUCACAUUUUCCCAAUAGGAACAAAUGGACAUCAUGGACUGAAAGUCGAUGUUUUAUCACUUCCCCGACAGGACCAUGUUCCGCACCUUCUAUGUGUUCUGAGCAGCCAGGAUGAAAAGUUGACCAAUGUAGAAAGUGCCUGUGGCAUCCCUGCUAGAGAGAGUUCUCCCAGAAAGAGAGGCCGCUUUGCUAAGAUGAAGAUGGAGAAAUCGUUAAAUGAGAAGGAAGCGCCAGGCAGACAAGAAACAGAUUUUCGUCACAAAUCCUCUUGUGCCUUGGCUGUUGAACCUAGAGCAAAUGGUAGAAGUCUAACCCGGGAAUGGGAGGCCAAGAGCUCAGAGCAGCUGCAGAAGUCAGAAGAUGAACUGAAUUUUGCAAAAGACUGUCUGGAAAUGUGUCAAAGAUGGAACAAAGAUCAUAACUUGUUUGGCACCAGACAAGAGGGAACAUUGGUUCUGGCUCCUGGUGAAAAGGAGCUGAGAGAGAGAGCAAAGGACAAGGUGGAAAGGUCAUCAGUAAGGUCAAGUCUAGAAAGUCAGCUGAAACCUCUUGCACUGCUUCCACAUGCUGCUGCAAGGUCUUUAGAUCUUCACAGUCCUAAGGUCCUGAUGUCCACAGAACUCAAGUUGCCUAGAAAUCUAGUGACCAUGAAAAAACGUAUGGACUUUGAAGCAGUCAGUGACACUGAUGGAGAACAGCUUGUUUCUUCACUAGACCACAGUGUUUUCUUUACUGGCCAACUUCCUCUGGCACCACAAGACAUGCAGAGAAUUCUUGCCAAUCUUCAGUCUCUUGGUCAGCCUUUUGCUGGUCUUCCUUCAUGUCCAGUACCACUGAAGAUGGAGAAGGUAAACCAAAGUAUUCAUGGCAGCUUGAGCACCUUAAGGACAUACAUGAAGUCUGCUCGGCCAUUCACCACAUUAUCUACUUCACCAGCAUCUAUCGACUCGUGCUGUGCUGGUAAAGAACCUCAGGAGAAUUUAGAUGCUAAAGAGGAAGAUCUGAGAAGAAUGUUCUCAAAACUGAAGAUACCGCCACAAGAUGCUAACGUCUACUUUUCAGGGCACAUUAUCACAUGCACCUCUAAUGAGUGCAGUCAAGACAGAGAUUCUCAUGUUGAUGGAUUACAGAUUUCAGAUGACAAGGACUUGCCAAAAGAAAACGCUAAGCACAUCAUCAAAUCAUCCCCAAAUGAUCAAGGUCAUCCAACUCACCAAAGAACAAGGGAUUUGGAUUAUGAGAGUGUCAACAAAGGAGACAUAAAAAAUAAACAUUCUGAGGACCACGUACCUGCAGCCUCUUUGUAUAAGUUCUCUAUAAGAAAUCACUCACAAGUAAACCUGAAUCCAUCUUUGCUUUCUUCACAUUCUGCUUCCAAGCAAACUUUUGAGCAGGCUGGAACUGGGUUCACAAAUGAAACAUUAAGUAACAUUAGGAAGGUUAUUAACUUUAGGCAUACGGAUUCUUCUGAAGAAAUGUUAAGGGAAAUCCCUGCAGAUAUUUCUGCUAAGUUGUCUUCCUUCUCUGCCCAGUCUUUAGCAUUGUCAAUUGGGCAUGCCUCAACUGUUCACAGCCUUACUGACAAAGAUGAUGAAAACAGUGACUCCAGCACUCCAACAAAUCAGCCUUCUUCACCCAUGGCAGAGAGUCCACUGACAUAUUCAUUACACUCAGCUGUAGAUGUUUGUGAUAGAAAAGGUGAAAGCAAAACUGUUGUCAGCAGUAAGAGCCAUGAAAGCUUGUUUUGUUCAAAAGAAAAAUCUAGGAUGGCCUUAGUAGCACCAUCUGUUAUGUCUACACCAUCAAAAAGGGAUUCCCCUUUAUAUGCAUCUGUGCAUCCAUCACUUUUAUGCAUAAAUCAGCCUAUAAUUAAAGGAUCAGCACCCUUAGAUGUAUAUGUUUUGGGUGAAUCAGAAAAGAAGUCAUCACAGUCGAGUAUUUCUGCCAAGUCUGGCAGAGAACACAAUCAGAAGAACACAGCAAAAAGCCAGAAUCCGCAUGAGGGCUUGGAGCAUUUCAAAGGUGUUGAACAGAUGAACAGUCAUCUUUCUGCAUGUCCUCUGUCAUCAUCAGCAAGUAAACAUUGUGGUGUUGUAAAUUACCUGCAAAGUGCUGAGAACUCUGAAUCUUUAGAAAGUAAGGUGGGUAGCAAUCUCUCUGACUGGGAUUCUUGUAGCUUGCUUGACCCAUUUAAGGGUGGACAUGAUGGAGGGGGCUUCCAGCAGGAAACUCUCCCCCAGGGAAACUUCUGCAAGCAUGCUUUCUCCACAGGAGCAGACGUCUCCACUACCGAAGAUGUAUCAUUCCAAAGACCAGUAUUUUCUUUACCUAGCUGUGAUGACUUAUUGCAAGAUACCAACUCUCAAGCAUCUUCAGAUGCAAUAGCUCGAUUUAAAAAGUAUUUUCAAGAUGAGGGUUGUAACAGUGAUCAAACAUCAGACCAGAUCUGGUCUUGUGAUGGUUCUUUAGAUGAAAAGGAUAUCGAGGACCAAGCACAGCAACACAAGACAAGUUUGUGUGAACAGAGUCCGUUGGAAAGUUCUCUGAGAAACUCAGGUGGCCAUGAUCAUCUUCGCCACCGUAUGGUCAAGAGUGCUUCCAUGAUGUUCCACUCCCGUAGUAGUCUACCUUCUCAGUCUAGUCCGGCACCCAUUAAACGACGGUCGACAGGACGGUUUGACUAUGAUGAAACGCUCACAAAUACCCGAGCCAUAAAAAAUGCGCUGUCCAUGUCGCGGCUGGUGGACGUGUCGCGGGAUGCGACAGACUCCCUGUCCAAAUCCGUGCGCAUCCUUAGCACGAGCGCUCCCGCUUCCACCAACUGUCUGUUGGGUAACUUUGAGGAAUCCAUCUUGAACGGACGGCUUGAGCCGGCGGGUGUGGUUGAUGGUUUCACGGUGGAUAUUGGAGCCAGUGGCUCGUUUUGUCCGCCACACCUCUCCUUACCUGUCACCGCCUACUUUUUCAACCUGUCUGAUGACAAUGCACCCUCUCCAUACUUGGGCCAUGUUGACCUUGAAGGCGUUGGCAAGAAAGGUUACCACAUUCCACGCAAGGGAACACUACAAGUGACCUUAUUUAACCCCAAUAAGACGGUGGUAAAGAUGUUCGUGGUGAUGUACGACCUGGCCGACAUGCCUCCUCACAGUCAGACGGUCAUCCGCCAGCGAACUGUGUACAUGCCAGUCGACCCCAACAGCCAGGAGCCGGCCUACCUGAGAUACCUCAUCCAUCUCAGGGUGACCUCCAGUACCAGCAGCAAGAUCUACCUGCACACUGACGUGCGCCUCAUCUUCGCGCGCCACAAGUUCGAGCUGGACACCAACAUCGCGCAGUAUGAGCUCCGCUCCUUCACCGAGACACCCGUCAAUCCCAAGUACUCGCCCAAGAAAUGACUCAACUCCUCAGCCAUCAAAUAUUCACCUAGCUAUUGGCGAGCGAGUUUUCUACGUGUCUUGCGCUACUGUUGAUCGCUGGCGGAUCCUCAUUCUGUCUUUGUGUGAGAGAGAGAGAGAAGAAAAAUUGUGUGAAAAAAGGAGAGAGAGGUCAUGUAGAACGUUUCACUAUGAUUUCUUACCAUUUCACACACACGCACGUACACCUCAGAGAGAAGUGUAGGAGACAAUCCCUUUUUUUUUUAGUUCUCUGCAAGGCACAGAUUAAAAUAUAGUUGGAAAAGUCCAUAGAUGUCAUAGAACACAGGGUUUUGACUUUUGCAAAGGUCUAAAAAGUGAACACUCAUAACCAUUUUCUGCUCUGCUCAGCUAUAGUCUUCUCAAUUACCUCCCCCGCCACGGGGCGAGCCAGUGGCCUGUCACGAAUACAGCGAGGGCUGGAUGUCCUGGGUUCAGCUCUGGUCUGGGGCAUGCUGUUUUUUUUUUUAUCUGCAUGUGGCAUGUUUACAGGGCUGGCUGCUUUGCCCGGAUAUAGUCUUAGAUCCUUGCUCGACGUAAAACACCGCCAGGCCUCCUCUCACGUAUACAUGCUCUUUCUGUCAACUGGCCAGUCUCAUUGCUGGCCGUCAUAAUUGUCAGUUUACGCAAAAAUACGAGGGUUAUGCUGUGAUCCUUAAAUGUUAGGCAUUAGGUAAAGGUAAAACUACAUUGUAGGCAUGCAUAUAUAGCCAGUCCUUGGUGUCUGUGACAUAGCUGAAACCAAUUGUGUGUAUGUGUUGUGGAGGGUGCGUGCAUGUGUUGCUAUUUAUAGUUCACUGGAAGGAUGCAGGUGAUGAUGUGUACUCAUUUUCAAGUUGAAGCACCGCAACCGUUGAUGCGUGCAUUUAGAGAAAGAUGUGUCUGUGACAGUGUGCCAUCGAAGUAAUCGGAUGUAGUUAUUAAUCCAGAUGAAGUAGCCCCGGCACAAGCUGACAUUAAGAGUUUGAGGUCGGGUAUAAUAAUUGACUUCUCCCUCCUUUCCCUCUCAUGUAUGACAUCGGUGGAGCGAGUGUCGGUCUUGAUUUCGACAGUCUUCCAUCAUUUGGUAAAGUGCAUAUAGUGCAUUUUGACAUUCGCUUUCACACAAGAGAAAGGUAAAUUAUCUUCGAAAGGGCUCUGUUUCAUAGUGCAGGGUUUCGCGAGAAGCCAGCCACAAGAACCCAAUAUUACAUGAGAUAAAUAGGCAUUAGUCUUGCUGAUUUUUCAGCUGAAUGCAGAUACGGCAACAGCAAAGCCUAUUUCUGUUAAGGCUGUUUUACACUGUAGUCUUACGGAAUAUGUUUGGUUUGGGUUGUCUUAAUUCUGUGACCUAAGGGAAUCUAAGUAUGCUAUUUAACACGAUGAUUUCCUUUUAUAUAAUUUUUAAAAAUAACAUUAUUUAUAGAUUGCUAAGCAGUGCCAGAGGAUUGUAUAUUUCUUCAAGGUAAGCUUAUAUUAGGCGUACAGAAGCGAUAACUGAAAGCGAUUAAAUGUUUUAUUUGGCACACGGUGCAGGUGGAGGGGAAGAACUCGAUAGCAAAAGCGCUUGAUGACUAGUUGAGUGACCUCUGUCGAGGUAGGGGUCACUGCCUGCGCUUCAUCCACUAGUGGUACGUGGACCUGUGUGCCCACUGUAAACAUCAUACUGUAGCUGUGUGUAGUGGACCGAUCUAGUCGUUAACAUCUUCAGCAAUGACUGGUAGUGCUUGUGGGCUACAUGUGAUAAGUUUGUCUUUUUUAACAAAUGUGAUAUGGCUUGGGGUUUGAGUUUCGUUUUGUUUGUUUUUUUUAUUUUCUAAGUGUCCGUGGAAGAAAAAUUGGAGGUGUGUGUCGAUUAAAUAUUUCGACCUUGGCGGCGCGAGGAUGCAUAGAUGAUAACUGGUGACAGAAACUGAACUUGUGAUGCAAACCUCAGUAGUGCCUUUAGUUACCUUUUUUGUGGUGGCUUGUAUUUAUUUUGUUUCGUAUUAUUUAUUUUACUUGCAUUUAUAGGAGUUUUCAUUGAUGUGAAAAAGAAGAGUGCGUAUGAUGCUGUUGAUGGUUACUGUGAUGGUCAUUGUGUUGCAGAUACUGGAACUGUGUAUGGUGUGCGUGUAGAGCAAGUAUUUUACUUAUGGAUUAGACGGUGUGUGCAUGUAGAGCAAAUAUUUCACUGAACGAUGACAGGGUGUGGUGUGCAUGAUGAGCAAAUAUUUUACUUAAUGACGACUGAAAAGUCGGAAUGUGCACCCCUUUGUACACUUUUAAUGAGGGUAGUGUACUGUACCGACACCCGUUCCAUCCUCCCCUAACUUAUUAGUCUCGCAGCCUUGCUGUCACUAUCACGCACUUGUCGACUGUUGUAGUUACUGUUGAAAGCCUGAGGGGCAAUGAUGUGCGGCUAUUAAAACAUUUACGACAUCGAAA